AUGUCAUCAUUAUCUAUUCUUAAAUUCGUUGCCAAUGUGGCCUUUGCAUUUGGCGGUGUAUAUAUAUUGAACAAAUUCCUGGACAAAGUAGAAAAUGAGGAACCUGAACAAGAAAGACAUAAGGAGACCACAAGGAUAAGAGUGAUAGUUGAUUCCGGAUUGACACAAUAUUCAGCAGCAUUCAUAUUGAAUGUAUUGCAUAAGUAUCAACAGGCAACUAUCAAGAGUCUAUCAAAGCCUAGACAUUUGAGUGGAUACUCGGCCACCAUCUACUCAGAGUUCAACCUUCCGCCUCAUGUUGACUUUCACUUCAAGUCCUACUUUGUGUCCGAGAUGAUAUUACUAUACUUAUCAUCAUCCAAGAGUAUCAGAGGCUAUGAUCACAACACUGUUCCAUCUGGAACUCCCCUAUUCCGAGUUCUCCAACUUGAUGGUAAUGGUGCAGGUCAUAACAAAUGGAAAGAGUACCAUCAUUUAUCAAGAGCCAAAGUAAUCCGAGAGAGUGAAUGA
Messenger RNA from Acytostelium subglobosum LB1, 510 nucleotides. RefSeq lists its product as hypothetical. Lineage: Eukaryota; Evosea; Eumycetozoa; Acytosteliales; Acytosteliaceae. The transcript has 2 exons. The coding region runs from base 1 to 510 and encodes 169 amino acids. The record is from RefSeq and is a predicted model, not a curated record.